Molecule: messenger RNA, 1527 nt
Organism: Dicrocoelium dendriticum
Lineage: Eukaryota; Metazoa; Platyhelminthes; Trematoda; Plagiorchiida; Dicrocoeliidae
Source: the annotation of a GenBank genome assembly
AUGAGGUUAGUAGACAUUGUAACGGUCAUCUUCAUUCCCCGCAACACCAGUCUACCGGGAUCGGGAGUUUAUCAUACCCACUUAAGUGAUGUGUGCAUCUCUGCCAUUUAUCAUCCCACUGCUGGCUGUCACAUCAAUAUUUUCUUAUGUUUUCUGUUCUUCCUGUUCUACCCAGCCGUUACGCUUUUAAGCAUGAUAUUUUUGUCGUUCAUAUCUUUGGUCGAUAGAUCGUUUAGCGAACCUACGCCGGUGAGUGUGGAGGCUCUGCGCUCUAACCACCAUCAUUGCUUAAUUCCCCUCGCAGAUCAGCGAACACACACAUGCAGCUGCUGUGGCAAAUCGUUUACGCGAGCAGACAUUCUACGAAGACAUAUACGUUCAGUUCAUUUGAAACAGCGGCCUCACACAUGCGAGUACUGCGAGAAGUCUUUUGCCUUAAAGAGCGACCUCCGAGUCCACAUAAAUUACAUCCACCAGAAGAAUCGACCUCAUGUAUGCAAAUAUUGUGAGAAAACCUUUUUCCUAAUGAGCCGUCUCCUGGCUCACGAACAUUUUGUUCAUUUGAAACAACGCGGCCAUACGUGUGUGCACUGUGGCAAAUCUUUUGCUCAUAAAUGCUACUUAGAAUUACACGUCAACGCUGUUCAUUUGAAACUGCGCCCCUAUGCAUGUGAACUGUGUGGUAAACUGUUUUCUAAGAAACCCAAUAUGCAAAUGCAUCUCAAAUCUGUCCAUUUGGAACUUCGACCCUUUAAAUGCGAACACUGUGGAGCAUCGUUUCCUCGGAAUGUCCGUUUGCAAACGCACAUCAAAUCUACUCACACAGAACACCGCGACCAUACGUGUAUGCACUGUGACAAAUCAUUUGCCGAAAAGUGGCGUUUGAAAGGCCACAUCAACUCUGUACAUUUGAAACGCCGCGACCAUACGUGUAUGCACUGUGACAAAUCAUUUGCCGAAAAGAGCCAUUUGGAACGCCACAUCAACUCUGUACAUUUGAAUCAGCGGCCCCAUUCAUGUGAACUCUGCGGCAAAUCGUUUGCUGAUAAACGCGUUUUGCGAAGACAUGUCGACUUCGUACAUUCUGAACAACGACCACACACGUGUGAACAUUGUGGUAAAUCGUUUUCCCAGAAGGGCAAUAUGCAAAGACACUAUAAGGUCGUUCAUUUGAAGCAACGACCAUAUACGUGUGAGCAUUGUGGUUGCUCGUUUGCUGAAACGAGCAAAUUGCGAAAUCACCUCAAAUCUGUCCAUUCGAAUUAGACUAUUCAAUGUGGCGAAUCUGCGAUUGGUAAGGUGCACUCCGAAUGUUAUUCUUCAACACUUUCUUAGUAAGUGGAUGCAACAACUGUUGCACUGUUCAUAACAUUUACUUACAAUUCAAUAUUUUCAGAUAAAUCGACCGACGCAACUGACUGACUUGGUGAACAAGCGUGCAGUCCGUCGUGGAAGUCUUCCAGUUCCCAUUUGGCUCUCACGGCAACUUUUGUCUGUAUUUUGAAUACAUUUGUUUCCAUUUACCAA